CCCUCCUAAAUUUUGUUAUUUGGACGGCCAUGUAUAUAUCCCUUAUUAUUGGCGCCUUUUUGUUAUGAGGUUAUUACACAAUGGGCGAUCAAGAGAUCAACGUGAUGCUAAAAAAAACAAAUUCUAAAAGAAAUGGUAAACGAUAUUCAAAGUCAUCCGUAUGGUCGUCAACAGAUAGAAGGCGACUUGAAAAUUGUAAUGGUAAAAAAAACAAAAUCCUAAAAGAGAUCCUACACACAAUAUUCAAAUCAUCAACAAUGAUAGAAGGCGACUUGAAAAUUGUAAUGGUAAAAAAACAAAUCCUAAAAGAGAUCCUACACAAUAUUCAAAUCAUCAACAUGAUAGAAGGCGACUUGAAAAUUAUAAUAUGGAUGCUCUGAUAAAUUUUUUAAAAGUCAGCAAGACAGCCAUGUCAGGCUGUUGGAGUACCAGGCCCGCCUCCUUAUGGAAUGUAUGAG
Molecule: messenger RNA, 458 nt
Organism: Acanthoscelides obtectus
Lineage: Eukaryota; Metazoa; Arthropoda; Insecta; Coleoptera; Chrysomelidae
Source: the annotation of a GenBank genome assembly